Molecule: messenger RNA, 5649 nt
Organism: Apis dorsata (giant honeybee)
Lineage: Eukaryota; Metazoa; Arthropoda; Insecta; Hymenoptera; Apidae
Product: protein sickie-like
Exons: 15
Coding region: 1-4128 (1375 amino acids)
Biological process (GO): neurogenesis; nervous system development
Molecular function (GO): ATP hydrolysis activity
Source: RefSeq, a predicted model, not a curated record
AUGUAUCGUAUGUGGCGUAAAGUGGGGAGGAGGGUCGUGAUUGUGGGGGGUGGCGGUAAUUCGGCCACCCCCCAAGGUGCACAGCAGGGCAGCAACCUGGUGUAUCGCGUGGUGAGCUCGAGGCAUCCUGGAAGCGGGCAUCAUCCGCACGUGAAAAAGUCGGAUAGCUCCCAGCAAACCGACAACUCGGCGUUCAAGCAUCAGCAGCAACCGGGUUUGAAUAGCAGCUCGGCGACGAACAGCAGCUCGAACAGCCAGCAAUGGAAAAAAUAUAUCGAGGCUGGAGCCGCGAGGGAUCGGGAGAGAGACAAGGAGGGCGCUCCUCCGAGUCCUAGUCCCUCCAGGCGAUCUCAGGACAAACAUCGGAAACAGGCCAUGGCUGAAUAUGCGAACGGCGAAAAACCGCAGAAAGUUUCGUCAGGAACGUCGACCAGCGGCAGCGGGAAAGUUAGGGGCGUGCCUCAAAGUUUCGGUUAUGUGAAGAGGCACAGCGCCGGCACCAGCCCGAGCCCAAACGGAGUUCAAAAUGGUGGCAAGGAUUCGACGAGAACCGCCCAAGUUAGCGCUGUUCCAAGGACCAAGGUUAAAGUAUCGGGCGGCACGCAAACGUGUACCACCGAGCUUCAAGCCAACUCCUCGGCGCCUAACCAGGGCCACCAUUAUAAGAGCUACAGCCUGACCGGGCCGAGCGCGAGCCAACUAUCUCAAUCGGUGCGUGAUCGGCUUAUGCUCGGCUCGCAGAGCCUGCCCAAACCUGGAAGCCCAGAAUUCACCGCGUUAUUCGCGUCUGCGCAUCAUCGCGAGCGGGGGUCGGGCGCGGGGCCUACCGCCACCUCCUUCUCGCCACGGGUUCUCAAACCGUCUGAUGGAAGUCUAAGCGACACGUGCAGCAAUUACGCAGCCCCUGAUCUCCAAGGAUAUUACACUCCCAACAGCCCGUACACAACGUCCUGGAUGAGACACAGCAACACGUACACGCCCACGAAAUCGAGUAAUUUAAUUUAUGUUGUGUUACUAUUUUCUUUCGAUAUAGGAAUGGGAUUGUGCGAAGCGGACAGCGUAGAGUCUUUGGGCUCGCAUCGGGCAAGUUUGACUCACGCUCGUUUGUUGAUACAUCAAAGAGACUCGACGGGAUCCCCAGCCCCACCACGGCUCAACAGAAGCAAUUCCAUUAGCCAUCUGCGGGACAGGACAUUCCCAAGAUCCACGAAAAGUGAAAAAAUGUAUCCGUCAAUGUUAGUUAGAGGAAGUGGUGCCUCAUCCUCCGUUGGCGAGGAGGUCGGAGUCGGGAUAGGGAUGAGCGUAGGCGUUGAACCGUAUUACAGCGUUCCCGUAGGAUCUACCGGGUGUACCGGCCAGCACUGGUCUCAACCGACCUCUCCAACGCCCACGCACACUUCUCGCCAACCGCCCAAUCUUUACCAACACGUGCACAAGGAUGAUGAUAUCCAUGGUUCUUCUGUAUCUUUGGUAUCGACAGCAAGCAGUCUAUACAGUUCAGCCGAGGAGAAACAGGCACACGAGCUGAGAAAAUUACGACGGGAACUCGUAGACGCCCAAGAGAAGGUCCACUCGUUGACAAGCCAGUUAUCGACCAACGCUCAUGUGGUGUCGGCUUUCGAGCAAUCGUUGUCAAACAUGACACAACGUUUGCAACAACUGACAGCAACAGCCGAAAAGAAAGACUCGGAGCUUCAAGAAUUGAGAGAAACGAUCGAGAGGCUUCGAAAACAGAGCGCCGAGGCCAGUUUAAAUAAUGGGACAACGGGCGCGAACAAUGGUCGCCGUCACACACUCGGCGAUUCCGAUUCCGCGACGACAGGAUGCACUGGAAACAAUAACCAUCAAGGUGCCUCGAUGGCGAGACAAUUGUCCGCGGACAGCGUCACCUCGUUGAAUUCGUUGAGCAGCGCAUGCUCGGCGAGCAGUCAUCACAAGAAGAAAGGUUGGCUACGUAGCUCUUUCUCGAAAGCUUUCUCGAGAUCACGGAAAAAUAGACACGGCUCAGUGUCCGACGCCGAAGAUUGCAAGGAGAACGCCAGUGGAGAUUUGAGCGCGCCGAACAGUCCUAGAUUGCCUAGCGCCUCUAAACACGAGUCUUCGCGAAGUGGUCAAAAUGGUAGAAGCAACGGACAGAAAUCCCCUGAGGUUGAAAAUCCAUUGACGGGAAGCAAAAGUAGUUCGGCUUUGUACAAGAAAGAGGACGAGGACGUGGUGGAAUUGAAGAAACAACUCAGAGAAAAGGAUCUCGUGUUGACGGAUAUCAGACUCGAGGCUUUAUCUUCGGCGCAUCAAUUGGAAUCGUUGAAAGACACUGUGAUCAAAAUGAGGAACGAGAUGCUUAAUUUAAAACAAAAUAACGAACGUCUACAGAGACUGGUGACGUCAAAAUCCUUAACAUCGUCUCAAUCAUCGUUACCUAGCGAUCCAGAUAGACGUUUCAGUAUGACAGAAGUGGCCUCCACUGUUGCCGCGCUUUCAAAUGGCGAUACUAGUACGACAACUGACCAAUUAGAAGAUUUAAAUGUACCGGAACAUUCAGUGGUACCAUCGACCACCUCGACUACAGGAGAGCCAACUUUGGAACAAGAUACGGAUGGGAAAAGAAUUAACGUCGCUAUUUACCUAGGCAGUGAGAAAAAUUUCAACUAUAAUCUCGUAACUGGAAGUACUUCGGAUGGUAGUAUCGGUGAACCUCCUCAUUGUGUUAUCGCGAAUGUUUGCAUCAGUAAUAAAACUACCUGGGAUUCUCUUGAUUCCACUGUAAGGCGUUGUUUCAAGGAAUACGUUUCGAGAGUUGAUCCCGUGACAAAUUUGGGCUUAGGAGUUGAAUGCGUUGCUGCUUAUCAUCUCGGAGAAGCUUCGAGAUGCACUACAGAUUCUCAACAUCCAGAAUUGCUCCCUUGCGGCUACUUAAUCGGUCACGUAAAGACCAUUUAUUUGGUACUUUCUGGUUAUUCGUGGCUCGCUGUCGAUACUUUAAUACCACGAUCGAUUGUGCAGCGAUUAAUAUCUUUGUUAACUGAACAUCGUAGAGUUAUUUUAUGUGGACCUAGUGGUACUGGCAAGAGUUAUUUGGCUGGAAAAUUAGCUCAUGCAUUGGUGGAUGCCGAUAAUGAUACAAAAGAUGCUACAGCUGUAGCCACGUUCAACGUGGAUCACAAAUCCAGCAAAGAACUUAGACAAUAUCUCGCCCAUAUCGCCGAAAGAUGUGAUUCGAAUGCAGCUGAUGAAUUACCAAGGGUAAUCAUUCUUGAAAAUUUACAACACGCUGCAUCUUUAGGAGAAUUAUUCAGUGGCUUGCUCGGUACUAGACACUCAUCUUGUCCAGCUAUUAUUGGCACCAUGAGUCAGGCUACUUGUAGUACCACGAAUCUUCAAUUGCAUCACAAUUUUAGGUGGGUACUUUGUGCUAAUCAUAUGGAACCAGUUAAAGGAUUUUUAGGCCGCUAUCUCAGAAGGAAACUGCUGGAACACGAAUUACGCGAAUGUGGUGGAACUAGAAACGCAGAAAUGGCAGCAGUUGUCGAAUGGUUACCCCGGGUUUGGCUACAUCUUAACAAGUUCCUAGAAAGUCAUAGCAGUUCCGAUGUCACAAUAGGACCUCGACUAUUUCUAUCCUGUCCGAUGGAAGUAACAGGUUCUCAAGUAUGGUUUACGGACUUAUGGAACUAUUCUGUAGUACCAUAUCUGGUGGAAGCAGUUAGAGAAGGAUUGACACUUUACGGCAGACGCGUUAGCGGAAAUGGAAAUGGAGAUUCUUCUUGGGAAGAUCCAGCUCAAUUUAUCACUUCCAGUUAUCCUUGGAUUUCUACGCAUGCUGUACACGGUGGUAGUGAUGCUCUACUUCGUUUAAGACCAGAAGAUGUUGGUUACGAUGUUGUCACGUCCGGACACACUUCUGGAGUUGGUGCGUCAAGCGUGAAAAGUCUUGGUAGCACGCAUAGCGACACUGAAGGAGAUCCUCUACUGAAUAUGUUGAUGAGAUUACAGGAAGCAGCCAAUUAUUCGAGUCCUCAUAGCAACGACAGUGAUUCGGUUACUUCCCUUGAUUCAUCGCACACUCGACAUUCGGAAGACUUAAGUUCAUCAACAUCUUCGUCAAGAGGCGUAGAAUCGGCACUUUAAUUAGCAAUGCUAUUGUCAUUAAGAAAAAUGAAAUACAACCUGAAUAUGAAUAUCUAUGAAUAUAAUCGUAUAAGGCCAGUUUGUAAUGUUCCAUUUUAAAAAUAACGAUUUGCGUAUGAGAGUAUCUGAGAAAAAUCUGAAGAAAAAAAGAAACGAAAAAAAAUCAAAAAUAAAUUUUGGAUAUCUUUAUGAUAUAAAUCUUUUCUUUUUAACGUUUUAUGACAAAAAUAUCAAACAAACAUUAAACAGCCAAGCUACAAAGACUAAGAUAUUUUCAGCAAUGCGUGAUAGGAUGCUCUUUAUAUAAAAUACGUCCUUCCAUUUGUUUUUACGUAAAGCAAUGAUGUGCAUUUAAAAAAAUGAAAUUAAAAAUGUCGAGAAAAAUUUUUUAAUGCCUACAGCUGGCCUAUAUUUAUUCUAGUUUUUAUGUGCGCCAUGCACUUUGGUGUGAUAUGUAAUUAAAUAAGUAAGAGAUAAACAAGCGAUAUUUCUAUGUUCUUUGGAUAUAAUGACGUAUAAAUAUGUACGUCAUCACGCAAUGCAAUAAUCUACGCUGCCGUUAUGGAAGUACGAGUCUAUUUUAAACAAAUACAUUUCUAUGAUUAAAUCAAGUACGAUUAAGUGUAGCUUAAUGCGACUUUACUCGAGAAAUUUUGAUGGAAUAUACAGUAUUAUUAUAGGGAGUAAAAUAAAAGGGCUUCGAACUGAGCCAAGAUUUAGGAUCGAGGAACCGUCGUUCCUUUCGUCCAUUACUUUCAGGUAAAAUAGCUUAUCAUAUGCGAUAUACAGAUCUCAUGGACGGACCGCUCAAUGGAGUAUUGUUUCGCCUUCAGAAAUAUAGCACAGUUCGAAGUGGGUACUGAUGAAUGUGCGUGCAAAAAUAGUCUAUUUAUACAUACUUUGCUACAAAAGUUCUAUUUAAUUAAAGAAUGUUAAUAUAAUAUAUAUAUAUAUAUAUAAUAUAACGUAAUAUAUAUAUAUAUUAUAUAUAUACAUAUACACAAUCUAACGAUGGCGCUAAAUUUAUGUUACGAAUAAAAUUUAUAAUUAGCUAGUAAGAUACGUGAGUAAUUCUGGUCAUGUAACAUUGUAAAUACAAAAGACAAAUGAAAUGUACGAUGACGCUAGAUACAAAUUUGAUUCAAAAUCCCAUAGUAGCCUGCAAGAUCUCUUUUAAUAAAAUGACGUGUAAAGUGUAUAAAGAAAAAGGGAAAAAGAUGAAAUGCAAAGGAAUUGAAUCCUUCAUGUGCAAUUUGUCAGAUUGUAGCGCAUCAAAAUGAUAAAAAAUAACAGGCUACAUAAAAUAUACAUAGUGUACAUGUUUGAUAAGCCUUGAAGUCGAUUUCAGAGUUUGAUCGAUAUCAUAAUGUCCAUAAAUAUGAUGUGCAUGUAAUAAUUAUACAGUCGCAUUUACAGGUUUUUUACGUUUGUACCGUAUUUAUACGCUGUACGACGCUGCACUGGAUCUUCAUUCAAAUAACGAUAAUUAUCGUGUCAUCAAAUAAAUUACACUAAACUUUA